AUGCAGACCACCAGUGGGGAAGCUGACCCUCUCAGCGCGGAACCAUUCUCGCUUCUUCCCCGAGCGGCUCCGGUCUCGACUCUGCGACAGGAGGCUGCGGCACAGUGCGAUGUGCAUCCCGAACAAGUGCAAGACCUGUACAAGGCGACCCCUCUGCAGGAGGGCCUCGUGGCGCUCUCUCAGACCCAGCCGGGUGCCUACAUCCAUCAGAACGUUUUUGUGCUGCCGCCGUCGCUGGAUCUUCCACGCUUCCAAUCGGCGUGGGAUGUGGCUGUCAACACCACUGAGAUUCUGCGCACGAGGCUCAUCUACUCUGCGGAUGGGACCACGCUGCAGGUGGUGCUCGACGAACCCCUGUGCUGGAACUACGACGGCGAUCUGGACGCGUACCUCUCCAGGGAUCAAGAACAGUCAAUCGGGUACGGCCAGCCCCUGUCGCGAUACGCCAUCAUCGACAACGCUCAAACUCGCCACUUUGUGUGGACAGCCCACCACGCCGUGUACGACGGCUGGAGCGUGGCCCUGAUCCUCAACCGGCUCACCACGGCAUACGAGUCGCAGACGGUCGAUCCAUCACCGGCGUAUGCUGGCUUCAUUGCGUACCUCCAGGACCUCAAAUCAGAGCAGCAAGAGGCGUACUGGAGGGCUCAGCUUGACGGGUGUGCUCCGCCCAACUUCCCACCUCAGGGUACGCGGUCCGCCGAAGAGGAGCAACAGCAUCGCGUCUUCACAGAGACGCUCCCCUUCACCCAGCGUAAAGGCUCCGGGUCGACUGCCUCGUCGCUCAUCCGUGCCACGUGGGCUCUCCUUGUUGCACGCUACUCUGGCGCAGACGAGGCCACCUUCGGCUCAACACUGACCGGGCGAAACAUCCCUGUGGCUGGAAUUGCAGGCAUUAUCGGGCCUACCAUCGCCACCGUGCCCGUCCGCGUGCAACUGCGACAAGACGAGUCGCUGCAGGCUCUGCUCUCGCGCAUCCAGGAACAGACAACCGAGAUGAUCGGCUUCGAACAGAUGGGACUGCAGAAUAUCCGACAGCUCUCGCCUGGAGCAGAGCAGGCCUGCAGCUUCCGGAACCUGCUCGUCAUCCAGCCUGGCUCCGACGCAGAGGGCCCGGCACUCCCAUCGGGUCUGGAACGCUGCGACCGCGCUUCAUCCGGCUUCCACACCUUUGACCUCGUCCUGGACGUCACCACGCACACCGAUCGUCUUGAGAUCCAGGUGGAAUACGAUGCAGGGCUGCUCGCUGACAAGCAGAUGCGGCGUAUCCUGCACCAGUUCGCCCACCUCCUGCAGCAGCUCAACUCGCUCCCUCUCGACCAGCCCGUCUCCAGCCUCAGCCUUGCCAGCCCCGAGGACGAGGCCGAAAUCCGUACGUGGAACUCCCGCCGCCUGCGGUCCGCCCGCAGGCUCGUCCAGGAGAACUUUGAGAACGAGGCCCUCCUGCACCCGGCCCGACCGGCAGUCUAUGGAUGGGACCGAUCUUUCACAUACGGCGAACUCGAUUCCGCAGCUGAGGCUCUAAUCCAACACCUUGUCUCGCUAGGUGUUGGUCGUGGAUCCUUUGUCCCGGUCUGCUUCGAGAAGUCGGCCUGGACGAUUGUCGCCAUGCUGGCUAUCUUGAAGGCUGGUGCAACCGUUGUGGCACUGGAUGCCUCGCACCCGACUAGUCGACAUAGCCUGAUUAUUAGUGACGUCUCUGCCACGCUCAUCUUGGUUGGCGAACGGCAGCGACAUUUGUUCUCGGAGCCCACCGUGCAGGUUCUCGUUGUCAACGCUGCCGUUCUCGAGAGCCUUCCGAGCGCUCAACACCUCCCUACAGAAGAACCCAGCGCUUCGGAUAUUGCCUUUGUGAUCUACACAUCGGGCAGCACGGGAGUCCCCAAGGGGGUCCUCCUGAGCCAUUCGGCAGUGUCGACCAGCAUGGACGCUCAUGGCUCCGCCUUGAACAUCGGCUCGUCCUCCCGGGUGCUGCAGUUCGCUUCAUACGUGUUUGACAUUAGUCUUCAAGAGGUGUUCACAUCCUUGAACCGUGGCGCCUGCGUGUGCGUACCUUCGGAAGAGCAGCGAGUCAAUGAUCUAGAAGGCUUCAUCCGCGAGGGACAGGUCAACUGGGCGUGCCUGACGCCAACCAUCGCCUCCAUCCUGUCACCAACAGCCGUUCCCACUUUGCAGACCCUCACACUCGCUGGCGAGGCCGUGACUCAGAAAGCAGUGGACGUUUGGCGGGAUGAUGUGCAGAGCUUCAACAAUUGCUACGGCCCUGCGGAAUGCACCAUCUACUGCUCGUGGAACGGGUCCCUCGGAGAGCACGGGACAAAGCCGUUCAAUAUUGGCCGAGGCCUGGCCAGCCACCUGUGGGUGGUGGAACCGCAGGACCACGAUAAGCUCACCCCUGUAGGUUGUGCCGGGGAGCUGCUGAUCGAAGGCCCGCUGGUCACUCUGGGCUACCUCAACGACGAAGAGAAAACUCGCCAGUCCUUCAUUGAGGACCCCCGCUGGGCCUUGAUCAAUGACAAGCGGACCGGACGUCGCUUCUACAAGACCGGCGACCUAGUGCGCUACACGUCUGCGGGCUCGCUUGACUACCUGGGGCGCAAAGACCACCAGCUCAAGAUCCAUGGCCAGCGCGCUGAGAUUGGAGAGAUCGAACACCAGCUCCUCCGAGGCGGCGAAUUCGAGCAGGGGCUGGUCCUGCUGCCUGAAUCGGGCGCUGCUCGCCAACGCCUCGUCGCGGUGGUGUCUCUCGGAGCCACCAGCCCUGGCUAUGACCGCAUGCAGCUCGUUGCCGGUCCAGACGUGGCCCAUGCUAAAUCACAACUGCGUCGCCUUCGCUCUCGCUUAGUCGGGGAUCUUCCGUCGUACAUCAACCCCUCUGUCUGGUUCAUCGUCAGCAGCAUUGCCCUCAAUAUCUCGCGCAAGGUGGACCGCAAGCUGGUGUCUCGCUGGGUGGAGGCGAUGAGCGAGGAUUCUCUACAAGAAGCGAACACACUGGCUGCAGAUGACGAAGGAACCAUCGUUGCCUGCAGUAGCAACGAGGCACAACUCCAACAGCUCGUGGCCCAGGUCUUGAACCGCAGCCCCGAACAGAUCCUCCUCAACCGUUCCUUUGUCAGUCUCGGGGGUGACUCCAUCACCGCCAUGCAGCUCGUCGCAAGAGCUCGAGCAGUACAAGUCCAGCUGACCGUUCGCGAUAUCCUCAAGUCCCCCGAUAUCACCCAGCUGGCAACCCUCGUGCAGACGACCGAGGGGGGCUGUAUCGCUCGCCGAGGAGACACCGGACGUGGAAUUCGCCCUCACCCCGGUCCAGCACAUGUACUUUGA
Messenger RNA from Penicillium manginii, 3324 nucleotides. RefSeq lists its product as uncharacterized. NCBI's taxonomy places the organism in Eukaryota, Fungi, Ascomycota, Eurotiomycetes, Eurotiales, Aspergillaceae. The transcript has a single exon. Gene Ontology annotation, biological process: amino acid activation for nonribosomal peptide biosynthetic process; secondary metabolite biosynthetic process. The coding region runs from base 1 to 3324 and encodes 1107 amino acids. Gene Ontology annotation, molecular function: catalytic activity; phosphopantetheine binding. Gene Ontology annotation, cellular component: cytoplasm. The record is from RefSeq and is a predicted model, not a curated record.